Theobroma cacao (cacao) is the source of this 1877-nucleotide messenger RNA. It is a transcript of the gene BHLH071, whose product is annotated as beta HLH protein 71. Gene Ontology annotation, biological process: regulation of transcription by RNA polymerase II. NCBI's taxonomy places the organism in Eukaryota, Viridiplantae, Streptophyta, Magnoliopsida, Malvales, Malvaceae. The record is from RefSeq and is a predicted model, not a curated record. Gene Ontology annotation, molecular function: RNA polymerase II cis-regulatory region sequence-specific DNA binding; protein dimerization activity; DNA-binding transcription factor activity, RNA polymerase II-specific.
AAAUAUUUUGCCAAUUAUGCUGCAGAGAUGGGUUGUCAAGCACAUGUUAAACUUUCCAUGUAAAUAAUGUGUAUGAGAAUCUAGGGUGCGUGAGCCAGUCCUUUUUUUCUCUGCAAAAAACAACACAGAUUUGAAUGUGAAGAGUAGCUUUUACCCAGCUUGUUGUGUUGUUGGUAUGCAUAUUUCAAUAUAGAUUUGGGUCCCCCACACACUCCAUUGCAGAGGCUGUGCCAGUAUUGACAGAAUCUAUGAAAUCGGGAAGACAAAACCCAAAACAAGGAUGAGUGAAGAGCUUCUUUCUUUUUCCCUCACUUUUUGUUUGCAGAAAAGAACUUCUCCUUUUCCCUGCCCCUCUCACGUGCACCAUAUAUAUCUUUCUCUCUCUAUACAUUACCCUACCGAAACCCCAAAGCCAAAGCCCCUCCUAGCCUCAUUUUAACCUCUCUUUCGUCUCUCCAUCUCUCUCUCAAAAUUUCAAGCGCUGCUGGUUUUGUGCUAGCAAGUGACUUUUGUCUUUAGAAUGAAACUAGGAGCAAGUUUCCAGUAUUUCAAGUCAUAUUAUUCGGAGGUGUAGAUUGCGGAGAAAAUGGCACUUGAAACUCUUUCUUCCAACGAGCUGUUAAACUUCAUUAUCUAUGACACUAUAUCUGCAACCCCAUAUAGCAGCCAUGACUCUUUAGUCACUGAUUUCUCAUUGGAAAAUGGCUUCAGUACUUCCCAAGAACAAGCUAGUUCUUUGAAUUGCUUUCCCCUGGUGACUCCGCAAUGCCGCUCAACAGGAGUGGAAGCUACUGACCGGAGGCCGAACUUGGCUGUUCAAGGUAGGAAAAAGAGAAGGAGAAAGCCGCGGGUUUGCAAGAACAAGGAAGAGGCUGAAACACAAAGAAUGACUCACAUUGCUGUUGAGAGAAACAGGCGAAAGCAGAUGAAUGAGCAUCUGGCUGUUUUACGCUCCCUCAUGCCUGAAUCUUAUGUCCAAAGGGGUGAUCAAGCGUCCAUAGUUGGUGGUGCCAUAGAGUUUGUCAAGGAACUUGAGCAUCUUCUGCAAACCCUGGAAGCUCAAAAGCUUCAGGUACUGCAACAAGUACGACCAGCCAGCGAAGGAACCACCAACUCCAAACUGCUACCACCACCACCGCCACCAUUUGCACAAUUUUUCAUGUUCCCUCAGUACACCUGGUCUCAGAUCCCUAGCAAAUUUACAUCAAAGACCAAGGCAUCAAUAGCGGAUAUUGAGGUGACUCUGAUUGAAACUCAUGCUAAUCUUCGAAUCCUGUCAAGAAAAGGUCCCAGGCAUCUUUCCAAGCUUGUUGCUGGUUUUCAGUCACUUUGCCUUUCCAUCCUCCACCUUAGCGUCACAACCAUGUAUCCAUUAGUUCUCUACUCUAUCAGUGCGAAGGUUGAAGAAGGAUGCCAACUCAGUUCAGUAGAUGACAUAGCAGGGGCAGUUCACCACAUGCUCAGAAUUAUUGAGGAAGACGAAACUGCCUUAUGUUGAUCAACUUGUGCUAGCUUACCCAAAUUAUCCCUUAGGUUUAUGGUGAAAUCCCAUAAUGCCAUCAAUUUUUUUUCUUCACUUUUUUUUUUUAUUUGAGAGAGAGAGUGGGUGGAUUCUGGCCUUCUGGGUUGGGUUGGGUUGGGUUGUCAAGAGUUUCUGCAAUUUUCUUUUUUUUUUUUUUUGGUUUAGUUUUUAUUGUUCCUGUAUGUAGUUUGAGUCAAAUGAAAAGUGUGUUUUGAGUUUUUUUCUUAGUCUUGAAUUGCCAGGAUGUUCAUCUGGUAAAGUAGGAUGUUUUAUUAAGAGUGCAUCAAAAUAGAAACUUUGUUAAUUACUACUUGUUUUUCCCUUUAAAAGCCAAUGGGGAUGGUCUCUCAGGUCC